CAAAUUAUUAGGUAUUUGUUGUAAAAAAAAAAAAGGAAAGGAAAGGAAGAAUUUAAUAAAGGAAAUGUCAAAUAAUAACAGGUGGAAUUGGGAGGUGAGCGGCUUUGAACCGAGGAAAUCUCCGGCGACGGAACAGAAAUCGUCAUCUCCGGCUCCGCUUGUUCGGAGAUACUCGAUCUCUACUCCCUCAAUUGUUCCGCAUUCUGAACUCAUUUCUAAACACACUGUUGCUACUAAACUACAUAAUCUAAAAGAUAAACUCAAGCAUGCAAGAGAAGAUUAUGCACAACUGAGACAAGAAGCCAUUGAUCUCCAAGAGUACUCUAAUGCAAAACUUGAUCGAGUAACACGAUAUCUAGGUGUUCUUGCUGAGAAGACCCGUAAGCUAGAUCAGGCUGCUCUUGAAGCUGAAGCUAAAGUUGCACCGCUUAUAAAUGAGAAGAAACGAUUGUAUAAUGAGUUAUUUUCUGCUAACGGAAACAUAAAGGUCUUUUGUCGAACAAGACCCCUUUUUGAGGAUGAAGGACCAUCAGUUGUUGAGUUUCCUGAUGAUUUCACUAUACGCAUUAAUACUGGUGAUGAUACUGCAUCCAACCCGAAGAAAGAUUAUGAAUUUGAUAGGGUUUAUGGACCACAUAUUGGACAAGCUGAAGUUUUCACAGAUGUUCAACCUUUUGUCCAGUCAGCUUUAGAUGGACACAAUGUAUCAAUAUUUGCUUAUGGGCAAACAGGUUCUGGAAAGACACAUACGAUGGAAGGUUCUAGCCAUGAUCGUGGUUUAUAUGCCAGAUGCUUUGAGGAGCUGUUUGAUGUGUCUAACUCAGAUACAACUUCAACUUCCCGGUUUAAUUUUUUUGUAACUAUUGUUGAGCUCCACAAUGAGCAGAUUUAUGAUUUGCUUUAUGAGUCAGAGAGUUCUCUGCCAAAGGUGCGGAUGGGUUCAGUAGAUUCUUUUGUUGAUGUUGUACAGGAAAAGGUUGACAAUCCACUAGAUUUCUCCAAAAUCAUCAAAAAAGCACUUCUGAGUAGAAUUAGUGACGAAACCAAGAUUAAUGUUUCUCAUCUGAUAAUCACAAUACAUAUCUAUUAUGACAAUUUGAUCACUGGCGAAAAUUUAUAUAGCAAGCUUUCUCUUGUUGACUUGGCUGGAAGUGAAAGCCUAGGUCUGGAAGAGAAUAAUGGAGAGCAGACAACAGACAUGCUACAUGUGAUGAAAUCACUAUCUGCGUUGGGAGAUGUAUUAGCUUCUUUGACAUCGAAGAAGGAAGAUGUUCCUUACGAGAACUCUUUGCUUACAAAGGCUCUUUCUGAUUCACUUGGUGGAAGCUCAAAAUCACUGCUUGUUGUAAACAUAUGUCCUGAUGUUUCAAAUUUGUCUGAGACAUUAUCAUCUCUGAAUUUCUCUGCUAGAGCUCGAAACACAGUAUUGAGUCUUGGAAACCGAGAUACCAUUAAGAAGUGGAAAGAUGUUGCAAAUGAUGCUCGCAAGGAUUUUUAUGAAAAGGAAAAAGAAGCACUUGAUCUAAAGCAGGAAGUCGUGGGACUAAAACAAGCACUUAAAGGUGCAAAUGAUCAGUGUGUGCUGCUAUUCAAUGAAGUUCAGAAGGCCUGGAAAGUUUCUUUUGCGCUACAGUCAGAUUUAAAGGCAGAAAAUAUCAUGCUUGAUGAAAAGCAUAAGAUAGAGAAGGAUCAGAACAAUGAACUGAGAAAUCAAACAGCUCAAUUAUUGCACCAAGUGCAAGACCAGAAAUUGCAGUUACAACAACGUGAUUCAACAAUCGAGUCUUUACAGGCAAAACUGAAAAGCAUUGAGGCACAGGUAAAUGCAGCACUUCAGUCUGGUGAGAAUAACUCCAAAGUAAGUUCAGACGCAACAGGGGAAGGUAUAGAGUCUAUAGCUGUCACCAAGAAACUUGAAGAAGAACUCCUGAAACGUGAUGCCCUGAUUGAGAGGUUGCAUGAAGAAAAUGAGAAGCUUUUUGAGCGAUUGACUGAGAAGGCUUCUUCAAUUGGAAGCCAACAGGCAUUACCAGCACCGCCCAAGAAUCUAGAUGAGACCCAUGACCUUGGAAGUAAUAAUAAAGAACGUGCAAUGGAUGUUGUUCCUUUCUCUGCUGAAAAGAAGACUGAUGGUACUGUAGCUUUAGUCAAGCCAGGUCAAGACAAGAUAAAGUCAACCCCAGCAGGGGAGUAUCUUACAUCUGCUCUGAAUGAUUUUGAUCCUGAACAAUAUGAUGGCCUUGCUGCUAUUUCUGAUGGAGCAAACAAACUACUAAUGCUGGUUCUAGCUGCUGUAAUCAAGGCAGGUGCUUCACGAGAACAUGAAAUACUUGCCGAAAUCAGAGAUGCUGUUUUUAAAUUUAUUCGUGAAAUGGAGCCACGUAGAGUGAUGGACACCAUGCUUGUUUCCCGUGUUAGAAUCUUGUAUAUAAGAUCAUUACUGGCCAGGUCACCUGAGCUGCAAUCUAUCAAGGUUUCUCCAGUUGAAAGAUUUCUUGAAAAACCUACCACCGGACAUAGCAGAAGCUCUAGCAGAAGUAGCAGCCCUGGAAGAUCUCCUGUGCGUUAUGAUCCCACCCUUAAAAAUGCUCUCAUGGUUGAAGGCCAGAUGCAUGGUUUCAGAGUAAAUCUAAAGCCCGAGAAGAAGUCAAAAUUAUCAUCCGUUGUUUUGAAGAUCCGUGGAAUUGAUCAGGAAUCAUGGAGACAGCACGUUACAGGUGCUAAGCUAAGGGAAAUAACAGAUGAUGCCAAAGCAUUUGCUACUGGCAAUAAGGCUCUUGCUGCUCUUUUUGUUCAUACCCCAGCUGGCGAGCUGCAGCGCCAAAUCAGAUCAUGGCUUGCAAUGAACUUUGACUUUCUUUCUGUCAGUGGUAUGGAUGCUGUAGGUGGGGCAACAGGUCAGCUGGAGCUUCUUUCUACUGCAAUAAUGGAUGGUUGGAUGGCUGGGCUUGGUGCUGCUAUUCCUCCCAUUACUGAUGCACUUGGCCAACUUUUAGCAGAGUAUGCUAAAAGGGUUUAUAAUUCCCAACUGCAACACCUCAAGGAUAUUGCUGGUACAUUAGCAGCCGAGGCUGCAGAUGACUCAUCACAAGUAGGAAAACUGCGUUCUGCUCUGGAGUCUGUUGAUCACAAGAGAAGAAAGAUUCUGCAACAAAUGAAAGGUGAUAAUGCAUUAUUAACAUUAGAAGAUGGUGGUUCACCUAUCCGGAAUCCUUCUUCUGCUGCCGAGGAUGCUCGACUUGCAUCUUUAAUUGCCCUUGAUGGUAUUCUGAAGCAUAUCAAGGAAAUAAUGAGGCAAUCUUCGGUUAAUAUAAUGAGUAGAAGUAAGAAGAGGGCGUUAAUUACUUCAUUAGAUGAUCUUUCUGGACAAAUGUCGUCCCUGCUUGAAAUUGACCAUCCAUGUGCACAAAGGCACAUUGCAGAUGCUCGCCGUGUUGUAGAGUCUAUUGUCGAAGAGGACGACAAGCCCCAAGGGACAUCAAGCGUUGCUGCGGAUGAACUUUUAACUGCUGAAACUGAUGUCACACAGUGGAACGUCUUGCAGUUUAACACAGGCUCCACAUCCCCCUUCAUCAUUAAAUGUGGAGCAAAUUCGCAUUCGGAACUAGUCAUCAAAGCGGAUGAUCGGGUUCAAGAACCAAAAGGUGGUGAGAUUCUUAGGGUUGUUCCAAGGCCUACAUUUUUAGAGAACAUGAGCUUGGAGGAAAUAAAAGAGGUGUUUAGUAAACUCCCAGAGGCUUUAAGUCUACUUGCCUUGGCUAGAACAGCUGAUGGAACCAGGGCCCGUUAUUCCAGAUUAUAUAGGACUCUAGCUAUGAAGGUUCCAGCACUCAGGGACCUUGUUGGCGAGCUUGAAAAAGGUGGUGGACUUAAAGAUGUCAAGUCAUGAAGGCAGAAGAUUAUGGUUUUUUGUGAAAGAAUUUCCAUUAAAAUUUCAUUUGUGCCUAUAUGUUUAUAUCAAUUUUAUAUGUAUGUGUGGCAAAUUUAGGCUGUAAUUCACUCUAACGGCUGUACUUUCUUUUGAGAAGUCUCCCUUCUCUCCUUCCAGUUCCCAGUGCGAAAUAGAAGGUUUUGCAACCUUUGUCUUGCUAGAUCAUUUCUAGUAGCCUUUCAUCCAA
Erigeron canadensis is the source of this 4118-nucleotide messenger RNA. Its product is annotated as kinesin-like protein KIN-14B. Lineage: Eukaryota; Viridiplantae; Streptophyta; Magnoliopsida; Asterales; Asteraceae. Gene Ontology annotation, molecular function: microtubule motor activity; ATP binding; microtubule binding. The record is from RefSeq and is a predicted model, not a curated record. The coding region runs from base 65 to 3889 and encodes 1274 amino acids. The transcript is spliced from 23 exons. Gene Ontology annotation, biological process: microtubule-based movement.